Cydia strobilella is the source of this 3971-nucleotide messenger RNA. RefSeq names its product acyl-CoA Delta-9 desaturase-like (gene DESAT4). Bases 275 to 1333 code for a protein of 352 amino acids. Lineage: Eukaryota; Metazoa; Arthropoda; Insecta; Lepidoptera; Tortricidae. The transcript is spliced from 5 exons. Gene Ontology annotation, molecular function: iron ion binding; stearoyl-CoA 9-desaturase activity. Gene Ontology annotation, cellular component: endoplasmic reticulum membrane. The record is from RefSeq and is a predicted model, not a curated record. Gene Ontology annotation, biological process: unsaturated fatty acid biosynthetic process.
GAAUCACGCACGCAGGUCGCAGACCGUAAGCUUAGUCGGUGCACAGUUCAAACGAAACACGUGAAGUCGCCGGUAUAAUUCCGGAUUGAUAACAGAAAUAAUUAUUGUUAACCCUUAUCGAUGUUUGUAUAUAAAUAUUUUAAAGCUUACAGACAUCGCAUUUCAGUUUAAAGUGUUGCUUAACGUACAUGUUUGACUUGAAAGUUAAAGAAAGUGAAUUAAGUGGACAGUGAUUUUAUUAAAAAUAAAAUAUAGGACACGAAAAGUUAAUAAAAUGGCUCCGAACGUGACGGACGUCAACGGUGUGCUGUUCGAGAGUGACGCAGCAACCCCUGACCUUGCCCUGGCGAAUACCCCGGUCCAGCAGGCGGACAGCAGCCCGAGGAUCUACGUGUGGCGAAACAUUCUUCUCUUUGCAUACCUUCACAUUGCGGCGUUGUACGGCGGCUACCUGUUUCUGGUGUCAGCGAAAUGGCAAACGGAUAUUUUUGCUUACCUCCUGUAUGUGGCAUCUGGGCUGGGCAUCACAGCGGGCGCCCACAGGCUCUGGGCCCACAAAUCCUACAAGGCUAAGUGGCCGCUGAGACUCAUCCUCGUCGCCUUCAACACCAUGGCAUUCCAGGACUCCGCGAUAGACUGGGCGCGCGACCACCGCAUGCACCACAAGUACUCCGAGACCGACGCCGACCCCCACAACGCGACCCGCGGCUUUUUCUUCUCUCACGUCGGAUGGCUGCUCGUUCGCAAGCACCCUGAACUCAAGCGCAAGGGCAAGGGGCUGGACCUUAGUGACCUGUAUGCUGAUCCCAUACUUCGCUUCCAGAAGAAGUACUACCUAAUCCUGAUGCCUAUAGCCUGCUUCCUCCUGCCGACGGUCGUCCCGGUCUACCUCUGGAACGAGACCUGGACCAACGCCUUCUUUGUGGCCGCGCUCUUCCGCUACGCCUUCAUCCUCAACGUCACCUGGCUCGUCAACUCCGCCGCCCACAAGUGGGGCGACAAACCCUACGACAAAUCCAUCAAGCCCUCAGAAAACCUCUCCGUCGCUCUUUUCGCUUUCGGUGAAGGUUUCCAUAAUUACCACCACACUUUCCCCUGGGACUACAAAACGGCGGAACUAAGCAGCAAUCGACUAAAUUUCACUACGAAAUUCAUAAACUUCUUCGCGAAACUCGGCUGGGCUUAUGACAUGAAGACGGUAUCUGAAGAGAUCAUCCAGAAGAGAGUGAACCGCACGGGAGACGGGUCCCACCAGGUAUGGGGGUGGGGCGAUAAGGAUCACUCUAAAGAAGAGGUCAAUGCGGCUGUCAGAAUAAACCCUAAAGAUGAUUAAAUAUUAAGAUAUAGAGCUUCCUUUCAUGGUCUGAUUUAACUUAAGUUUUUUAACUUGCAGACACUCAAGGUCUGUUUUUAAUUCCAUAAGACUAAAAUGUCAUUCUAAUGCAAAUGACUUAAAAAUUACAUAAAAUGUAUCGGCCUUUGGGAAUGAAAAACACACCAGUAGAAAGUAUCUGAGAUGCAAAUGGGUGAGUGAUUGCGAUUUAGCGUAUUAUUUAUAUGUAUCUAUAGAAUUGUGUGAUCACUUCGAAAUGUGGCUUUGUGAAAACACAUCAGUAUUAUAGACCACAUAUUGAAUUUGCUUUCAUUUAUAUUGUAGGCGAGAAAAGGCUCAUAAAAGUUGAGGAUUAACACGUACUGUCAUUGUAGUUGCACUUUUGUGCGUAAGGGUACUAAGGACACAUCUGAGGUAUGCGGGACUGACAAGAGUCCACAGCAAGCUCGGUUCUCUAGUUUCUCUACGCUCUCAUUUUAAAUCGACUAGCUAUAUUGCUCUGAAACUUUGUAAGAUAAGGAAUAUCUAUGCCUGUAAUUAGUUUAAGUGGCUUCACACUUCAGAUACCAUAAACAACUUUUGGGAACAAAUCAAAUUAUUUUAUUAAAUAUUAGAUACAGCGAAAUUAAGUUUUUUAUACAAAACGUGUUUUUGCUCUAUUUCGUUUGUAUAAGCUGGAGCUAUAUAAACUAACUAGGCAUGAAUAUAUCUCAUGUCAUUGUAAUGUAUAUGCAAAGUUUCAUUACAAUCCAACACGUAGUUUUAAAAUGAAGGGUACACGGAAAGAACAUAUCUAGUCACUUUUUUCGGAAAAUGAGAUCACUGUAUAAUAUAUGUAACACAACUUUUUUUUUAGUUAAAAAGGACCUGGUCACGGAAUUACCAUACAUUUUGACAUGGUUCCAAAUCUUAAAACCGCGAUUACUCAAAAUGUUACUUCAGUGACUAGACAUGUUCUUUCCAUGUACCCUUAAUAUGAGAACGAAACUCCGUUUGUAUGGGAAGGUGAAAUUCGGCCGAGCUUGCCGGGGACUCUUAAAAGAGAUUCUAUUCGAUAGAAAUUCGCGGCGAAUUUGUGUUAAUUUUAUACCUCAAAAUGUUUUCUUAAUUUAUUAUUUAAUUUUUGCGCUUCUGAGUCUCAGAAGCAAUACUUUUAUUCUGAAUUUGGGAGCUUCCAUUAUUCAUUAAGAGUUCAAAAUAAAAUUUUGAAUAUGUACGCAGCCACUCAUGGCAGCAUAAAAAGUAUAAAUAAGAUUUAUCAAUGGUUUAACUGCCAAUCAAGUUAAUCUCAGAGCCAAAUCAACAAAAUUACUAGUGAUUUUUAACAUAUUGUAGUUAUUCGAGUAAAAGGGCUGUUAACGUCGAUAUCCCAGUUAUUUAUUUAUGGCAAAACUCAUUAUGCGUCGUUGUACGAACAAGUUUUGUUUAAUAUUAAGGAUAUGUGGUAUAUAAUAAGUUUUGUAAUUUAUGCAUAUUGUAUGCACGAAGAGAUUUGAGCUUCACCGAACUUAGCUGGUUCUAAUUCGGUGGUAUUUUUAAGUUUGCUUAUUUUGAAGACGCAACUGCAUUUUAUAUGUAUAUCUGUAUCUGUAAUAUAAAUAUAUUAUAAAGAGGUUAUAUAAGCAAAUAUUUCUAACUUGUAAAUUUUAUAUAAAAAGUAAAGCUAGUGCAGUUGCGUCUUUAUUAUCUGAGAGUUGAGUGAAUAAUUGAUACAAUAUGUACUGGACUGAUGUGUGAAGAUGUUUGUGAUAUUAGAGUACCGUUAAGAACAUCGUUGAUAUGAUACUGCUACUUUAAAAAUGUGUAUUUUUUUUACCAGCCUUAUAUUAAGUUUGCAUCUAUGUAAUGAAAUCCAUAAGCAUAAAUAUAAAAAAAAACCUCAUACCAGAAAUUUUUAUUCCCGACAGUCAUCAAAUAGUGUCAAAGUUUUUCUACAAUGUACUAACAGUAACACAAUGUAACUAACCAAACUUGAAUCUUAUGUAUUUGAAAUAAGGUGUACGAAUUUUUAGUUAACUUUCCAAGUCCCGAUGUCCUUUUAAAAGGACAUAAUCAAAUCGAAUUUUGAAUUAAAAUUACUCUGAUACUUAGGUGUUCAUGAUGGUGUUGUAUUUAUAUAAAUAUUGCAUUGUAUAGGACUUAAAUUCAGGUCAUAAAUGACAAGAGUUAACCCUAUAGUGGAUACCAAGCUAUAUUAUGGAAAUGACAGUUAUAAUAUUCAACUCUAUUGACAGCUAUUAAAGUUCAAAUCAUUUUAUAUGACACGCAGUAAAGGGCUAAGGCUUGAUUUCCUGUUACGCUGACAUCGGUCGCUGACGUCGGUCGAACGUACGAAUUAACACAAUGUUCUAUGAGCCCCCGCACAGCGACGCUGACGUCCGCGGCAGACUUUUCUUCCGACGGUACGCUCGACCGACGUCAGCGACCGACUUCAGCGUAGGAGGAAAUCAGGCCUAAGACCUAUUUGUUUCAUAUCAACGGGUUGGAUAUAAGUAAGCUGAAUUAAUUAGCACAUGCACGUAUCCUCCGGGCCUCGCCCAAACUUAACGCACUCGACUCGAUGUUGUGAGUCUGUCUCUUUCAUUUAUGUCAUAGACAUAGUCUUGUUGUUCUAUGUUAAUUAAAUUAUAAAACUGAA